ACCUUGGGGCUUUUUUUUUUUUCCCCUCCUCCCUCCCCGUCGUCGUCCUUCCUCCCUCCCCCGUGGACCCCCGGAGGUCGGCGGGCCGGUGGGGGUCGAUCGGAGGGGUCCCGGGGGCCGCCGGCGGGCCGGGCCAUGGCGCCUCAGAAGCACGGCGGUGGGGGAGGGGGCGGCUCGGGGCCCAGCGCGGGGGCCGGGGGCGGCGGCGCCGCCGCUCCUUUCGGGGCUUCGGCGGGCGGCAAAUCGGCCGUCGUCGUCGUCGUCGGGACCGGCGGCGGCGGCGGCGGCGGCGGCGGCUACUCGGCCUCGUCCUCCUCCUCCGCGGCGGCCGCCGGGCUGCCCGUGAAGAAGCCGAAAAUGGAGCAGCUGCAGGCGGACCACGAGCUCUUCCUCCAGGCCUUCGAGAAACCAACACAGAUCUAUAGAUUUCUUCGAACUCGAAAUCUCAUAGCACCGAUAUUUUUGCACAGAACUCUUACUUACAUGUCCCACAGAAACUCCCGAACAAACAUCAAAAGGAAAACAUUCAAAGUUGAUGACAUGUUAUCAAAAGUAGAGAAAAUGAAAGGAGAGCAAGAGUCUCACAGCCUGUCAACUCAUCUGCAGCUUACAUUCACGGGCUUCUUCCAUAAAAAUGAUAAACCAUCACAAAACUCAGAGAAUGAACAGAAUUCUGUUACUUUGGAAGUUCUACUUGUGAAAGUCUGCCACAAGAAACGAAAGGAUGUAAGCUGUCCUAUUAGGCAGGUUCCGACAGGUAAAAAGCAGGUGCCUUUGAAUCCAGACCUCAACCAAACAAAGCCUGGCAAUUUCCCAUCCCUUGCCGUUUCCAGUAAUGAGUUUGAACCUAGCAACAGCCAUAUGGUGAAGUCUUACUCCUUGCUAUUCCGAGUGACCCGCCCAGGAAGAAGAGAGUUUAAUGGCAUGAUUAAUGGAGAGACUAAUGAAAAUAUUGAUGUCAAUGAGGAGCUUCCCACCAGAAGAAAACGAAAUUCUUCAAAUCGUGAAGAUGGAGAAAAGACUUUUGUAGCACAGAUGACUGUGUUUGAUAAAAACAGGCGCUUGCAGCUUCUAGAUGGAGAAUAUGAAGUAGCAAUGCAGGAAAUGGAAGAAUGUCCAAUAAGUAAAAAGAGAGCAACGUGGGAAACAAUUCUUGAUGGAAAGAGGCUGCCUCCGUUUGAAACGUUUUCUCAGGGACCUACACUGCAGUUUACUCUCCACUGGACAGGAGACACUAAUGACAAGUCUACAGCUCCUAUAGCCAAGCCUCUUGCAACUAGAAAUUCAGAGAGCCUCCCUCAAGAAAAUAAACCUGGUUCAGUUAAACCCACUCAGACUAUAGCUGUGAAAGAAUCUCUAUCUUCAGAUCUACAAACAAGAAAAGAAAAAGAUACUUUAAAUGAACCCCGGCAAAAAUUACGAAUAUUUUACCAGUUCCUUUAUAACAACAACACAAGGCAGCAGACUGAAGCCAGAGAUGACUUGCAUUGCCCUUGGUGCACGCUGAACUGUCGCAAACUUUAUAGUUUACUCAAACAUCUUAAACUCUGUCAUAGCAGAUUUAUCUUCAAUUAUGUAUAUCACCCCAAAGGGGCUAGGAUAGAUGUUUCUAUCAAUGAGUGCUACGAUGGCUCCUACGCAGGAAACCCUCAAGAUAUCCAUCGCCAGCCUGGAUUUGCUUUCAGUCGCAAUGGGCCCGUCAAGAGAACACCCAUCACCCACAUUCUCGUUUGCAGGCCAAAGCGCACGAAAGCAAGUAUGUCCGAAUUCCUCGAAUCUGAAGAUGGGGAAGUAGAACAGCAGAGAACAUAUAGCAGCGGACACAAUCGGCUCUAUUUCCACAGCGAUACCUGCUUACCUCUCCGCCCGCAGGAAAUGGAAGUGGACAGUGAGGAUGAAAAGGAUCCUGAAUGGCUGAGAGAAAAAACUAUUACUCAAAUUGAAGAAUUUUCAGAUGUCAACGAGGGAGAAAAAGAAGUUAUGAAACUGUGGAAUCUUCAUGUUAUGAAGCACGGGUUUAUUGCCGACAAUCAAAUGAAUCAUGCAUGUAUGCUGUUUGUUGAAAAUUAUGGACAGAAAAUAAUCAAGAAGAAUCUGUGUCGAAACUUCAUGCUUCAUCUGGUCAGCAUGCAUGACUUUAACCUCAUUAGCAUAAUGUCAAUAGACAAAGCUGUCACCAAGCUUCGGGAAAUGCAGCAAAAAUUAGAAAAAGGAGAGUCUACGACCCCACCAAAUGAGGAGUUUUCUGAAGAGCCAAACGGGACAACAAAUGGAUAUAGUGAAAUUAACACACGAGAAAAAAUUUCAGAAACAGAUAGUGUCUCAGGGGUCACAAAACAGAGUAAAAAACAAAAGCUUUGAAAGAAAAGGCUAACUCAUGUUAUGGACAAACACUGAAAUGACAUUCUAUAGGGAGCAUGAUCCCUAGAAAGAACUUUCAAAACUGUUUUUUGUCUUCUUUCUCUCUCUCUCUUUUUUUUUUUUUUUUAAAUCACAGGUUCCAAACAGGCACACGUAAGUGAAGUAAAUGAUUUCAACAAAGGUAGUGCGACAGGGUUUUUUUCCGCCUUAUGCAAGUCCAUCACCUGUGUCCGUUUUAGUGAGGUUAUUUGUUGUCUUGAGUUUGAGCAUGAAGAGCAAUACUUCCUAAAAACUUUUUAAUAAUUUUUAGCAGUUAAGAGAUUAUGAAAUAUAUCGAACAUAUGUAAAACUUACAUAUAUUUAAAUUAUGCCCACUUUUGCAUAUGACUGUCUGUUGAUGUAACUGUGGUAAAUUUUGUGGGGGAGGCUUGGAAAAUUGAAAUAGAAUUCACUAAAAAGAGAGACGUCCGAUUAGAUUUUAGUGAAGUGUGUGAUUAUUUACAGUUGAUCCUCGCUUUUGAAAUCCUGCUAUUAGGCUAAUGUGUUAAAACAAAAAUUUGAUCACUGUUAGAGCUAAAAAGAAUUUUAACACCUUGAAAAUGUAAAGCUAGCACUUCUUUUGCUGUGUGCCUCUUUGGAACGACCUCAGUUUUUUCAUAUUGAUGACAGUGAGCUGCCAUAUUGGUUUUUGAAGGUUAUUGGCCAUUUUUUUGUGUGUGGAUAAUUUUGAUGUAUUGCUCACCCGGUGUGUUUUUAAACUUGAACACUUAGCUCUUCUGUUUCCCAUUCAAACUUAAUAACUAUACUGAGAAUCCAGGCGUCCACCCUUUCUUUGAGGACUGGGUCAGCGUACCAAGUGACAGAUGUAGCUUGGGCUUUUCAGAUGCCACUUUAGGGGCCGGGGGGGGGGAAGGGAUGGGAAAAGGCACUGUCAGGUUGAGCCUGAACAAUACGUUGUACACAAAAUAGAAAGUACAGAUUAAAAGCUCUUUUAAAUCUUCCAGAGUACCUUUGUGCUGUAGUUGAAAAGGUCUUGUGCACACAAUAAUGCAGUUGAAUUUUCUCCAGGAGUUUAAAGUGACUUCACUCCUGGCACAGUAUCUGCACCAAUGAAUUUUUAAUCCCAAGCACUGCGGCUGAGCGACAUCACCUCAGUUUUUUUUUAAAGUAUCCUAAAGAUAUUGCCUUUUCAUAUUCUUUAUUUAUAAAGGAACAAUGCUGCUGUAAAUAAAGGUAUUUUUAAUUUUUUUAUUUCAUUCCAUCACCAUCAGAUGCAGGUCCCUAUUUUGUUAAAAUAAGGGAUAGGUAAGCUUUCUAAUGGUGUCUUCAGAAAUUUAUAAAAUGUAAAUACUGAUUCGAUUGGUCUUUAAAAUGUGUUUAACUGUGAGACUAUUUAACUAAUGGUGUGGAUGUGAUUCGUCAUCCAGUAUUAAGUUCUUAGUCACUGAUUUUUUUUGUGUAAAAAUAGGAAAGAGGGAAACUGCAGCUUUUAAUACAGACUCCUUGAUUUGCCAGCACCCCGGUGAGUUCUAGUAAACUCUUAAGAAUGCCUCCAGAUCGUAGAACAAGCAUUUCUCUCUGGCUUUAAUUUGCUAAAGCUGUGCACAUAUGUAAAAAAAAAAAAUAGAUUAUUUUAGGGGAUAUGUAGUUCUAGAAUUAUUGCUUAUGUCAUUUCUUAAGCAGUUAUGCUCUUAAUGCUUAAAAGAAGGCUAGCAUCGUUUGCACAAAAAGUUGGUGAUCCCCCUCAAAAAAUAGUAAUGAAAUUACUUCUGUUGAGUAAACUUUGUCAUCUUAUAAUUAAAGCUGAAAAAAUCCCUUUGUUUCUAUUUAUAAAAAGAUGCCUUUUCUAUAUGUACCCUUGAUGAAAGAUUUUGAAGAAAUCAUGUAAACUGGUAAGCAUUUAAAUGGUGCAGUAGGUGUAAAGAAACAGUUCAGUUGUUUAAAUGAUACGGUGUUUUUACAUUAAAUGUUUAUUUGGAAAGCAAAUGAUUUUGUACAUAAAGUUCCAUAAUAUAAAACUUGUAUCAUCGA
Ornithorhynchus anatinus (platypus) is the source of this 4392-nucleotide messenger RNA. It is a transcript of the gene SUZ12, whose product is annotated as SUZ12 polycomb repressive complex 2 subunit. Gene Ontology annotation, molecular function: chromatin DNA binding. Lineage: Eukaryota; Metazoa; Chordata; Mammalia; Monotremata; Ornithorhynchidae. Gene Ontology annotation, cellular component: nucleus; ESC/E(Z) complex. The transcript has 16 exons. The record is from RefSeq and is a predicted model, not a curated record. Bases 136 to 2361 code for a protein of 741 amino acids.